AGGACCGAGGGAGUUUCUUGGCUGCGCUCGGGUUCGCGGAGUCCCUGGGGUCGCGAGUCCGGUCCUGCUGCCCCCGCCAUGGGCCUGGAGCUUUACCUGGACCUGCUGUCCCAGCCCUGCCGCGCCGUCUACAUCUUCGCCAAGAAGAACCGCAUUCCCUUCGAGCUGCGCCCGGUGGACCUGCUCAAAGGCCAGCACCUCAGUGAUGCCUUUGCCCAGGUGAACCCCCUGAAGAAGGUGCCUGCUUUGAAGGAUGGAAACUUCACCUUGGCUGAGAGCGUGGCCAUCCUGCUCUACCUGACCCGCAAGUAUAAGGUCCCCGACCACUGGUACCCCCAGGAUGUACAGACCUGCGCCCUUGUGGAUGAGUACCUGGCAUGGCAGCACACAGCCCUGCGGAGAAGCUGCCUCCGGGCCCUGUGGCAUAAGGUGAGGCCCUGAGGUCAUCGCCCCAAAGGGGCUAAAGCACCAUUGCAUUCUUUUCCGUUUGGGUAGCCUCUAUGAAAUUAACUUUGACUCCACGUUGCUAUCCAACCCAUCUAAUACGGUCU
This is a messenger RNA of Callorhinus ursinus (northern fur seal), 551 nucleotides long. Its product is annotated as glutathione S-transferase theta-1-like. Gene Ontology annotation, cellular component: cytoplasm. Gene Ontology annotation, biological process: glutathione metabolic process. Gene Ontology annotation, molecular function: glutathione transferase activity. The record is from RefSeq and is a predicted model, not a curated record. Lineage: Eukaryota; Metazoa; Chordata; Mammalia; Carnivora; Otariidae.